AUGGUUCACUGUUGGGUUGAGGUCCUCACCCUGUCUUUGUACAUCACCAGGAUACGGACCUUCAAGACCAUGGCCCAAUUCGUUGUGUUGGGCUGCUCAUGGGUCAUUGGACUUUUCCAGCUGAACAAGGACACCAUAGUGUUGUCGUACAUAUUCACCAUUGUAAACGGCUCCCAGGGAGUGUUCAUCUUCCUGGUCCACUGCCUGCUGAACCAGCAGGUGAGGAGAGAAUACAGCAACUGGUUCAACCGUAUGUGCCGGAAGAAAAAGACAGAGGCGGCAGACACCUCCUGCCCCAUCGCCAUCUCCCAGGUGAUGGUGAGUGCCGAUGACCAAGCACGCAUGGUGCAUUGCCGCAGCGAACCCCAGCCAGCUGCUGUGGCAUGCGCUGCACUGGUGCCCCCUCUCCAAUGCUCAAACACACCCCUC
Molecule: messenger RNA, 429 nt
Organism: Leucoraja erinaceus (little skate)
Lineage: Eukaryota; Metazoa; Chordata; Chondrichthyes; Rajiformes; Rajidae
Product: adhesion G protein-coupled receptor E4-like
Exons: 2
Biological process (GO): adenylate cyclase-activating G protein-coupled receptor signaling pathway
Cellular component (GO): membrane
Molecular function (GO): G protein-coupled receptor activity
Source: RefSeq, a predicted model, not a curated record